GCCUUACUGCAUCGCUGUAUCCAAUCCAAUCCAAUCCUCCUCUCUUCUCCAAUUAAGAACCGUCACGUGCGUGCGAAGUGGCGCUCCUCCUUUCGCCCCAGUGACGAACAACCGAUUUUGGAGAGGACUAACUACACUAUACGAACCGGUGCGGUCUUGAGAUCAUGACCCAGUGAUCCAAUCCAUCCUCCCUCUAUACCUAAAUCCAUAAAAAUAACGCCCUGCGCAAUUCCCUACCUAGGACUUCCCUUAAUUAAAAGUCCCCCCCCAAAAAAAAACGAACAUAAAUCAGACAAAAAGUUUCUGAACAUUGAAUCGAUUAUUAUUAUUCACUUCUUAUACCCGGAAGAGGUUUUAUUAUUCUUCAGAGACGAUAAGAAUAGGUCGCUCGCUCACAACAAGAACAAGCAUGCCCCGCCUCCGGCUCCUCGCGCCCCGCCUCCUCCUCCUCGCUCGCGCCCCCGUCCUCGCCACACAACGACGAUGUCGUGUUGUCCCCGCCGCGUGCCCCCGCAUGUUCAGUACGAGUACUGGUCAGCGGGGGAUCUCGAAACGUAGCAGCAGCGGGGGCGGGGGCGGCGGAGGUGAGAAGGCGGGGCGGCAGAUGGACGUGCAUAACAAGCAGCAGCGUGCGGCGGGGCUGGAGGCGGGGAAGGGGUCGGGGAAGGGGUCGGAAAAACAGGGCGGAGGUGAGAUGAAGAAGAUGAAGAAGAAGAAAGAUGGGGAGGGGAAGGAGGAGAAGGAGAAGGAGAAGGAGAAGCAGGGCGCGGAUAUGGAUGAGGAGAAGAGUGGGCUGAGUAUUGGCAAGCCAUCCUCUGGCAAGAGUACCACCCUGAACAGUCUGACCGAUGCGUCCUCCAAAGUUGGAAACUUUCCCUUCACCACAAUCGAUCCGCAGCGCGCCGUCGGCUACCUCCAGAUCGAGUGCGCCUGCGCGCGCUUCAACCUCUCCGAUCGAUGCAAACCGAAUUAUGGCGCCUGCGUCGACGGGAGGCGGUCUGUCCCUAUCGAGCUUCUCGACGUAGCUGGGCUGGUACCGGGCGCGCACGAAGGCAAGGGGCUAGGGAAUAAGUUCCUCGACGACCUGCGGCACGCGGACGCGCUCAUCCACGUUGUGGACGUGAGCGGCACGACCGAUGCCGAGGGCAAGGCGACGAGAGGAUACGAUCCUUCGCAGGACAUUGUGUGGCUACGCUCCGAAAUCGUCCAGUGGAUCCGGGGAAACCUCAUGCAGAAGUGGGGAUCGAUAAAACGGAGACAUGUGGCGGUGAAGGCUACGGCUGUGGAGACUCUACAAGGGCAGUUUUCUGGUUAUGGGAGUACAUCAGCCGUCGUUGCAAGGACCUUGGAUAAGAUUGGCCUCAAAGAACCAUUAGAAGAAUGGUCUGACGAGACGAUUGACAAGGUUGUCAGCGCAUUUGCGGACGAGAAAUUUCCAACAGUCAUCCUUUUGAACAAGGUUGAUCAUGCCGAUGCCGACAAGAAUAUCAGCAAGAUCUCCAGGAUGUAUGAUUCAAAACAAUUAGUUCUGGGCUCUGCGAUAACUGAAGUCCUCCUGAGACGACUGGUGAAGCAGGGAUUUAUCAAGUACACAGAAGGGAGCGAGUUCGUAGACACACGGGACGAUCUCAUUGCGGACGGGGAUCCCACCGGGGGCGGACUGAAGGAACUCGACGAGAAGUUGAAGAAUCGAAUCGAGAAUAUCAAGGACAUGGUCCUCUACCGCUUCGGCUCGACGGGUGUCGUGCAGGUCCUAUCCCGAGCUGCGGAAUUGCUAGGCCUCGUCCCGGUCUUUCCUGUCCGAAACGUCUCCUCCUUCGGGUCUGGCGCUGCCGGUUCCAAUGCCGUCUUUCGGGACUGUGUCCUUGUCAAGAAGGGUACCACAGUGGCUGAAGUCGCACGCAAGGUUAUGGGUGAUGUCCCCUUGGCAUACGUAGAAGGCGUAGGAGGCGUGAGGGUCGGCGAGGACGACGUUGUCGGGAUUGGCAAAAACGACAUCCUCUCAUUCAAGGUCGGUCGUGCGUAAACGUCUCUGGGCAGGCAUGAUGGGGAUCUGGCGUUUAGAUAUCGGGCAAUGAGGCAUAGCAAUCGGCGUUGGAUGGCAAAUGGAAGGCAGUCGCUCAAACAGGGCCCUUUUACAUAUACUGACGUUCAAGUGAUCGUCAAUAUAUACCUGUUUAGAAUCGACAAACUGCUUUAAAAGCAUACAAGUAGAAUAAGCAUUUGAAAGAGGUUGUAGUUGCAAAUAGAAUCAAGAGAGGGUCUCGAAUGAAUACCAUUCAUGAAGAAAAGCUGAAGAACGAAGAAAUCUUAGUUUUUGGGAGUACUUAUAGAUUAUUACAGCCCC
Messenger RNA from Amorphotheca resinae ATCC 22711, 2347 nucleotides. RefSeq lists its product as hypothetical. Gene Ontology annotation, molecular function: ATP hydrolysis activity; GTP binding. Lineage: Eukaryota; Fungi; Ascomycota; Leotiomycetes; Helotiales; Amorphothecaceae. Gene Ontology annotation, cellular component: cytoplasm. The transcript has 5 exons. Bases 410 to 2026 code for a protein of 538 amino acids. The record is from RefSeq and is a predicted model, not a curated record.